AUGGAUAUUAUGAACGACAAUUUGCAAGAAGGACAAUUUGGAGAUUGGAUCAAAGCACCAGUGACUUUUACUUCUUCUCAGAACAGUCAAACCACAUGGGCUGGCACAAAUGGAGAGAAUAUUGAGUCCAUAAUCCACAAUUCAGAUGGUUCAGUAGCUAGAUCAACUGAGGAUGGAGAGAAAGGGGAGGAUAACAGAGAAUCAGUUGAUGUAAGGGAGAAUGCAAGUGGAAUAGAUAAGCAGAUACCAAAAUCAAAGAAGAUGGUGAGGGAGCAUAGUAAGGAGAAAAAUACAGGGGACAUGGAGAUUGAAGUAGUGGGAGAAAGACAUAAGGCGGUGGUGGAGGUCGGAGAGGGUGGCAUAGCGAUCGACGACGAUGAUGCGAGUAUCGACGCCGACGUAGCUGAGGGCCUUGUUGUGGGGGCGGGGGACGAUGCGGCCACCAUAGCCGCACAUCAGGCGAAGCUUCGACGACGGAGGGGUGGCGUGGCCGGAGUUCGUGUAGGCCGCCGACGUUUAGGGGGUGAUGGAGGGAAUUGGGGGAGUGGUGGGGCCUCCAUGGAGGAAGUUGGACCGUUGGAAAAAAUGAGAUAG
Messenger RNA from Striga asiatica, 594 nucleotides. The record is from the annotation of a GenBank genome assembly. NCBI's taxonomy places the organism in Eukaryota, Viridiplantae, Streptophyta, Magnoliopsida, Lamiales, Orobanchaceae.